AUGUCGUCCUUCGUAAAAAACGACCCAAUCCGCAUUCUGCUGGUAGGAAAAACAGGACAAGGAAAAAGCUCUACUGCUAAUACUAUCUUACGAAUGAAAAACUGCUUUGCAUGCGGAAACUGUGCGCAAUCCGAAACAUCUAAAACACAGAGGGCGAGUUCCACAUUCAAAGGAAGAAAAAUUGAAGUUGUAGAUACACCAGGCCUCGCUGAUACAAGAUUUAACGAAAAAGAAGACACCGAAUCAGCUUUCAAAGCCAUGUCGCAAGCUAUGGAUUUGAUUCCAGAAGGGUUUAAUGCUAUAUUGUUGGUUUUAAAGUACGGAGAUGAAUUAACCAACGAAGACUUGAGGGUAAUUAAUAAUUUAAAGCAAAUCCUUGGAAAUGAAUUUAUUCGAUCUCACGGAAUUUUGUUGUUUACGUUUGGAGACAAUUAUGAAACAGAUGAAGAUGUUAUUGAAAAAAACCUACCAUUUUCAAAGUGGUUGGAAAAGAAAAAGAAAAAAAACAUUCAGACUCUUAUUGAAGAAUGCGGUUCUCGCACCAUUUUGAUGAACAACAGAUGUAAUGAUGAAAAGAAGAAACAAGGCCAAUUACAGCUUUUGAUACAAAUGAUUGAUGAACUUAGCAACGGUGGCAAUAAAUAUACAAAGAAUAUGUUUUUGGAAGCUCAAAAUAAACUUUACAAAUCUUCUGCAGGUUUUGAAAGGGACUUUCUGAAAAUCAGUGAAAUAUAUAAGAAACUUCAAGAAUUUACUACAAUUAACGAGGACACAUUGGAAAGCGUUCAAGCUUGCAAGAACGAAGCAGAUAUGCUUUACGAAGAGAUUGAAAAGUACUCAUAUAAUCUGCCAGUAGAACUGAAAAUUGUGAAAGAUUUGCAAAUGUGUAUUAAAGAACUAAUUGGUCGCUUUAAAUCAAAAAUAUAA
Messenger RNA from Physella acuta, 927 nucleotides. Its product is annotated as GTPase IMAP family member 3-like. The record is from RefSeq and is a predicted model, not a curated record. Gene Ontology annotation, molecular function: GTP binding. NCBI's taxonomy places the organism in Eukaryota, Metazoa, Mollusca, Gastropoda, Physidae.